Messenger RNA from Vicia faba (fava bean), 555 nucleotides. Lineage: Eukaryota; Viridiplantae; Streptophyta; Magnoliopsida; Fabales; Fabaceae. The record is from the annotation of a GenBank genome assembly.
AUGUGUUCCUGCAUAAACAAGACCAUUUCUGGCAAUGGCAGAGGAAGGGCUUUUGAUACAAUAAAUGAUAGAGAAAGAACAAGAGGGUGGGGUGGUGGCAGUGUGAGUGGCUCGGGAACGGAUAAAAUUGAUGCUCUUGGUAGCCUCCUUUCUGGCAAUGGCAGAGGAAGGGCUUUUGAUACAAUAAAUGAUAGAGAAAGAACAAGAGGGUGGGGUGGUGGCAGUGUGAGUGGCUCGGGAACGGAUAAAAUUGAUGCUCUUGGUAGCCUCCUUUCUGGCAAUGGCAGAGGAAGGGCUUUUGAUACAAUAAAUGAUAGAGAAAGAACAAGAGGGUGGGGUGGUGGCAGUGAUAUGGCAUCUGAAUUGAAAUUGAAUAUGAGGAGUGAUGGUUAUUUGAAUGUUAAUGAUUUGCUAAAGUUGAAUUUGAAGACACUUGAUAAUAUUCUUCUGCGAUCCAACACCAUUGAUGGCAUUAGGGAGGCUGUUCGAGAAGAUAAUAAGCAACGUUUCAGCCUCAUAGAAGAAAACAUGUGUUUUGGAGAAAACCAGAGCUAA